AUGAAGUCACUAUCUGCAAAUCAUUCUGACUUCACUGCCUCCAUUGCAUUCAACGCAAGUGUGUUGCCGUCCGUCCCUGCAGCUGUGGCUCGGGCCGAGUGCGUCGACGUGCUCACGGUGCGCGACGGUCUCGGACCCAAGGACGCCGUCGACCUGGUGCGCGAGUGCGGGGAGCCCGACGACGACCUGAUCGUCGAGUCGGAUCGCGGCGCCCUGGACGUGAACCUGACGACGGGCUCCGGCGGCGUGCUCAUCCACUACAAGGCCGUCGGCUGCCCGAGCCUCGAGACGCCCCAGGACGGCCAGCAAGUGCACCGGGACGAGGUGUCCGCCAGCUACCUGUGCAGGCCGGGCUUCGUGUUCCAGGACAGCGGGCAGCGCGCGCGCACCCUGGUCUGCGCGCACGGCAACUCCUGGAACGACACGCUACCCUCCUGCGUCAAUAUCUCCUUGACCUCCGCCUGGAAGAGAGCUGGUGUUGAAUCUUGGACAUUCUCUGACGGUAAUAAUACAAAAAUUGUCAUGGCUACCCCGGAAAGUGGAGACAAUGACACCGUUUCGAGAGUCAUUGUUCCAAGCGUCAUCAUGGCCAUGCUUUUCUUAGGAAAUGCAGUUGUGCUCUAUGUGCUCUUCAUGCUGAAGAAGAGAAACAAGAAAAAAUGUGCCGAAGAUGAGGAAAGAGCAGCUAUAGUGAAGAGGAAUGGAGCAGCCAAAGUCGAAGAGUCCGAAAUUGGAACUGAAGACUUAAAUGAUGUCACCGUCACAGAAAAUGUGGUGGGUGACGACCGGUGCUGACUGCCAUUCUGGAAAUUUAAUUACAAGACUGUUGAAGACUAGGUUCUCAUUUUAACUAGGACAUCAUCUUUCUUUUUUUAUUUUCUAUCUCAUGGAUUUCUCUGAUCCCCCCCAGUUCCUUUCCCCACAGUGUUGUGCAGAGGAAUGAAUUUACUUUUCAUUUUUUAUAGUUUUUUCUUUUUUUU
Messenger RNA from Frankliniella occidentalis (western flower thrips), 980 nucleotides. RefSeq lists its product as uncharacterized. NCBI's taxonomy places the organism in Eukaryota, Metazoa, Arthropoda, Insecta, Thysanoptera, Thripidae. The record is from RefSeq and is a predicted model, not a curated record. The transcript has 6 exons. The coding region runs from base 1 to 795 and encodes 264 amino acids.